Messenger RNA from Conger conger (European conger), 786 nucleotides. Its product is annotated as transcription factor Adf-1-like. The record is from RefSeq and is a predicted model, not a curated record. Gene Ontology annotation, molecular function: DNA binding. The transcript has 3 exons. NCBI's taxonomy places the organism in Eukaryota, Metazoa, Chordata, Actinopteri, Anguilliformes, Congridae. Gene Ontology annotation, cellular component: nucleus; transcription regulator complex. Gene Ontology annotation, biological process: regulation of transcription by RNA polymerase II. The coding region runs from base 1 to 786 and encodes 261 amino acids.
AUGGCGGAGGAGAGGCUGAUUCUUGCGGUGUCCGACAACCCGGUCAUAUACGAUCUUACCAUGAAGGGCUAUCACGAUAAAAAUAUAAAGAACAAAGCCUGGAGAGAUGUCUCUGCCAUUUUGGGUGUUUCAGCUGACAAGUGCAAAAAAAAAUGGAAAUACCUCAGGGACAAAUAUUUAAAGGAAAGAAAAUUAGAGAUGGACAGGAAGAGAAGUGGAGCCAUGGCCACCUCACAUAAGAGGUGGAAGUACAUGGGCAUUCUGGGGUUCCUUGAGCCUCACUGUAGGGAGAGGGCCACAACAUCUAAUUUGGUAGUGGUUCAGGGAGGAAAGGGAGUGGAGGAAGGAGAGGUGUCGGGAGAGAUCAUGGCCCUUCUGGGGCCAAUGAUGUCGCCCCAAAGAGAGGUUGUGGAAAGUGAAGAGGAGGCAGCAGGCCUAACAGCAGGCCCCUCAGCACAUUCCUCAGAGGACACUUCUCAGCCCUCAGCACGCCUCUCAGGGGACCUGUCAGAAAGCACCUCUCCUCCCUCUCCUCCAAGGACCUCUACAAGGGUGCGGGAGACCUCAAAUUGUCCUUCAGCAUUUAAGAAAAGAAAGACCUCAGAGACCACACUCACACCUUAUCAACAAAGUGUUUUGUCCGUCUUGGAGAGACAGACGGAUGAAGAUGAACAUUUUAUGAUGAGUCUGGUGCCCUCUGUUCGGAGGCUUACCAAUCAAAAGAAGGCGCAAGUUCAUAUGCGUUUUCUACAAGUGCUAUAUGAUGUGCAGUUUGGGGAGAUGUAG